Messenger RNA from Theileria equi strain WA, 387 nucleotides. RefSeq lists its product as hypothetical. Gene Ontology annotation, molecular function: structural constituent of ribosome. Gene Ontology annotation, biological process: translation. The record is from RefSeq and is a predicted model, not a curated record. The coding region runs from base 1 to 387 and encodes 128 amino acids. Gene Ontology annotation, cellular component: large ribosomal subunit; ribosome. Lineage: Eukaryota; Apicomplexa; Aconoidasida; Piroplasmida; Theileriidae. The transcript has 2 exons.
AUGUUCUUUCUGUCCAGAGUACUAUAUCGCAAUAACACUAAACGUCUUUCUGUGCGUUUGACCAGUUGCGUACAGAGCGGAUACUUUUAUCUGACUCGGAUAUCUCCACUAAAGGCCAAGCACAGAAUGGCUCUGCGCAAAUACGACCCGAGAGUAAAUAAACACGUAAUAUUUUACCAAACUGCAUCGGCGUGUUCCCUUCCUGGCAAGACACCUGCCUCUGAACACUCUGCCAAGUACGCCAGAUUAUGCGGUAAAUCCAAGAAUAUGCGCCCACUCCUUGCGAGAGUUGAAAGAGCGUACGAAUAUGGUCGCUACAAUGCAUUUGAUCGAGCAUAUCAAAGGCUUGUUGACUCUCGAGGAAAGGUCGUGCCGAGAAUGAGCUAA